Melitaea cinxia (Glanville fritillary) is the source of this 522-nucleotide messenger RNA. RefSeq lists its product as uncharacterized. The record is from RefSeq and is a predicted model, not a curated record. The transcript is spliced from 4 exons. The coding region runs from base 1 to 522 and encodes 173 amino acids. Lineage: Eukaryota; Metazoa; Arthropoda; Insecta; Lepidoptera; Nymphalidae.
AUGAAAGUGAUCUGUGUGUUCCUAAUCACGGUGGCUUUAUGUCACGCCGCGCCUGGUACGAGUAACGACGAUGGAAAAAUUGAAAUAUUUUCAGGGGUUGCCAUCGAAAAGGAUGCGUCAGGUGAAGAUAAACUGAACGUAAAAUUUGAACCUGGAGAGUUGAAGGAAGCUGCAAGAACAUUUGAAGAAGCUCGUGGUAAGAUCAAGAAAUAUGCACCAUUAUUAGCUGGUAUAGGUGUGAAAGUGGUAGCAGUUGUGGGUCUGCUCUUCGGUGCUCUAACCCUCCUGGUGACGAAGGCACUUGUCGUAGCGAAGCUGGCGCUCCUCGCUGCCGCAGCACUGGGAAUCCAUAAAUACUUAAGUGGUGGCAGUUUUAACAAUAUUAGCAAGGCAUCAGGGUUCCCAGCAACCGCCCAACAGUGGACUGCGCCAUCAGCUUCUGCAGCAACAUAUCCUUAUGCAAGGUCGGUUAACGGACAAGAAGCAAACGACUUAGCAUAUAAAGCGCAAAUACCGUCAUAA